CGACCAUGGCGGGGCUAUCUGUUCACUGUAAACGAGUUCACGUUGUUUUCACUGUCCGCAAGGUCUCCUUUAGUUGGUGUCCGAAGAUUCACGAAAUAAAAAUUCCAAAGGAACGGUGUCUUCCUGCUUUUUCGAAAAUAAGUUACUCUUAGGGACAUCGCGCUGCUUGUUUCUUCUUACGUUUACGGUUAGUUGCUUUUUAAGGAAUACCCACCAAUUCUUAUCUCUGCGGUGGUUACUAUCCGAUGGGUAGUUUCCUUUCAUACCAGAAUCGAAGAAAGAAAAACGACUAACCGGGAUCACAGCGCAGCUGUGUAUUGAGUCGCUUGGUACAAUGACUUCCAAAGCCUUUUUCAAAUCCUCUAUCGCCCCGAAACUAGUUCAGCGGGUCGACAUGGGACGAAAAGCCGUGGAAGUUUGGACUACCACUUGCAUUGUUUCUAAUUUCGGUGAGAAAACUGAUGCCAACUGCUCCAUUCUCAUCAACCCAUCGAAUCCCGAACUUUCCGGCGUAUCCAACUUUCCUUACUUUCCCAAAGGCGGUCCGGUACCUCGUGAUAAGCCUCGAUCAAUGCACAAGGACUGGCAACCACUGGGUUUUGUCUCUACGUGGGGCGGCAUGGAAGUCGGUACCGGAAUGAUGUUUCCUGUCUCCGUCGUAGAUGGACUCGUACAUCAAAUGGGUGGUUGGAAACUCCAGGCCGAGUGCGCAUGGCUUCGUCUUACCAAAACCGAACCGUGCCCGAUCGGCAGCGCCGUCGCAACUACGGCCGGCAACGAUCGACUUGCGGCCCAUUACCGCAGCGUCAUCCAUACGACCCCACCGUUCUACGAUCAUUCUGAUAGUCCCAAAGUGUCUCUGCGGCAGUGCUACAAGUCGGCGACGGAGUUGGCCUUUGCGGAUUCAUCGAUAGCACGCGUAGCCGUGCCUCUUUUAGGAUCCGGCGCCAGAGGGUUCCCAAUGGCAGUGGCUAUCGAUGUAGCAGCCGAAGCGAGCGUGGAGUGGGCGCGCUGUGUAAACGAUUCGAUGGAUGAUGGUGUAAUUGGAGAGAAGACGCUAGUGUUUGGUCUUUUGGAAGACUCAUACGCAGAGCAAUUAUUGGAACACAUAGAACGGCUCCGAACAUAAUAGCACCAUUCUUUAUGCUUCGUCGUCCUAUAAAACCGAAAACCGACGACACGGCUAGCCAAGAACGAUAGACAUGUCGAUGUAGUAGUACUUGCAUUUU
Phaeodactylum tricornutum CCAP 1055/1 is the source of this 1229-nucleotide messenger RNA. RefSeq lists its product with no specific name. Bases 335 to 1129 code for a protein of 264 amino acids. Lineage: Eukaryota; Bacillariophyta; Bacillariophyceae; Surirellales; Neidiaceae. The transcript has a single exon. The record is from RefSeq and is a predicted model, not a curated record.